This is a messenger RNA of Patiria miniata (bat star), 2774 nucleotides long. Its product is annotated as nuclear pore membrane glycoprotein 210-like. The record is from RefSeq and is a predicted model, not a curated record. Gene Ontology annotation, cellular component: nuclear pore. Bases 1 to 2664 code for a protein of 887 amino acids. Lineage: Eukaryota; Metazoa; Echinodermata; Asteroidea; Valvatida; Asterinidae. The transcript has 18 exons.
AUGGCGUUGAUGACAUCCGACCAAUAUCCGGAUGUGAGUAAAGUUCAAGACCAGUUCACAGCCUACUACACGGUCCAUGGCGCUGCUCUGGGAUUCACCAAUCUUGCCUUCACAGCGGCCUCCAAGACUGGCCUACCGGUCUCAAGCAAAGUCAGGGACAUCCAGGUUUUCCCACCACUUCAACUGUCGCCUAGAAACAUUACCCUAAUGGUUGGUGCGGAAUUUCAGGUGCGGAGUACCGGUGGCCCUCAGCCCCAGUCUCAGAUCGAGUACAGCAUGGGCGAUUGGCAGAUUGCCAACAUUGCCUCUAGUGGACUCUUGAGGGCGCAGUCUCUUGGUCACAGCAGGGUUGUAGGCAAGGCGGUGGGCUACGACCCAGAAACUGGCUCUACUGUGGUCUAUUCUCAGGACACAAUUGACGUCUACGUCAUACGCCUGAACGGCAUCAAGAUCCACGCGCCACUCCUGCGACUAGAGACCAACACCGAGAUGCCGGUGUACGCGAUAGGUACCAACGAGUACGAGACACCAUUCACCUUCGGCAACGUCAUUCCGGGGCUGGACUUCUUCUGGACGGUGACCAAUAAGGACGUCGUGCGGGUGGAGCCCGUGUUUGAAAGGCAAGGGGUGUCGAGCAACGCAGAGCACAACGUGGCCAUGAGAGUCCACACCCUGAACCCAGGGGAAGCCUCCCUCAAACUCCAAGCCAUCUUCAACCCCAACAUGGCGUCCCAGGCCCGGUCCACCAAAUUACUGAUUGAUGAGAUCCAACUACAGGUGUUUGAGAGACUUGAGCUCAUUUCUAACUGCCACACCAACCUCCUCAUGACCCCAGACACCCAGGCCCCGAUCAGGACCAACCGGGACGGCUCGGCACGCAUGUCCUACUCAGUCUUGUACCCUGACUACGAGCCCCUGAUCAGUGUGAGUCGGCAGGGGUUGGUGUCUGCUGGGUCGCGGACUGGGCAGACUACUGUGCUGGUCACGGCGUAUGAGAAUUUUGGCGUCAACCAGACACUGUCAGUGUUGGUCACGGUCAAGCCAGUGUCCUACAUGGCCAUCCAUUCCACCAGUAAUCUCCUGACCAGCCGUGGGGAGAAGCUGGCCGUCUUCCCUGUAGGCAUCGGCCUGUCCUUCGCUGUGGCCUUCUAUGAUAACGUCGGGGAACGGUUCCAGGCUACGAACACUGUGCUGGAGCACAGACUCAGCAGGUUUGAUCUCCUUCGACUGCAAGCGGGUUCCGACAAUGGCACUUUUGUGGCCCGUCCUGCACACAUUGGCAGCACUAUAUUCAAGGUCUGGGACAAGAACAGCCCCUGGAUUGAGGACUACGUGAACAUCCCCGUGGGCAGCGUGGUACAGCCCAGCCGGACAUUUGUUGUUGGGGACGUCAUAUGCUUCAGGUCGCCUCUACUCACUGUUGAGGGUCAGAGAGGCUCCUGGAGAUCCACCAGCAGCUCCGUGCUUCAGUUGGACAGCAGCAGCGGCAUUGCCAUGGCAACCAGACCAGGGCAGACGACCCUCCACCAUGACAUUUCCACCAGCGUGGCCACGCAUUCAGAGAUCAGCGUUGUGCCAAUCAACAAGAUCACUCUUGAGAAAGAGGCUGUGCAGUUUUUUACUACAGUGCCCCGGGAAGGAGGUUACGAGAUACCAGUGACCUUGAACUCGGAGCUGAGUCUGAAAGGUGAUAACUGCAGCAGUGUGCUACCUAGCCUGGGGCAGGAGCUGCCGUCCCCACCCAUCAUGUGCCAGCUAGGCUUCAAGGAUCGAGGAGUCCGGGUCCAGGCUAGUGAGCUGUUCCACGCCUUCCCAGGAUUCAAUGCUCAGACUGGUCGAUAUUUCUGCGGCGUCACCCAGCUCCAGUCCAAGCACACGCCUAGCUACCUAGCCACCCUCAAGGCCGACCUGACCCUGCUUGCCAUCGCACGCUCCGUCCCAGGUCAACCUGAGGUCAGGUCAGAGGUCGCAACCUUUGCCUUCCACCCACCGGCGCACGUUCACCCGCUGCAUCUGUCACUAGGCUUAGCUCAGAAGGACGCUACCAUUAUCGUGGAGGGGGUGGAGGCCACCUUGAAAGCACUGAGGGUCUCGGUAGCCGACACCCAGCUCAUCAAGGUCAGUGAUCCCUACAGCAUCAACGCCAACACCUUACACUACCCGGUCCACUUGGUGGAGUCGUCCCAGCGCCAGUUUGGCUCGGUCGUCACGACGACGGAGGUGGAGCUGUACGACAGCCUGACGGGUCAGAGGCAGGCCAUACCGGUGGGGGUCAACCUGGUGCCCCUGGUGGAACAGCCCUCACCUGAGCCCCAGUUGACUGGAUGGGCCCGUGUGCUACAAGUCAUCUUCAGUAGUUACCCGUACUGGAUUCUGCUGCUCAUAGUGAUUCUUGCUGUUGCCGGCAUUGUGCUUAUAUGUUACCAUCUCGUCCUGGCCCCCCGCUACUACACGAUGCCACCAAACUCCGGAGUCUUUCUACGUACCCCACCCCCGGGGGCUCCCCCACCGUAUUUGUCACAGUCACCUGCCUACCAGCAAAGCCCCUACCAGUCAGCCUUCGACACUUCCCUAAGACACCGCUCUACGCAACAGCAACGCUCCCCGACCAAACUAUGGAGCACAGCGUACAGCCCUCAAGAAGGCACAAGCCCACAGUAUUAAUGCUGGGAAAUAUACAGGUGGAUAAAAAAAACCGAAACCGGGAUAUUAUUGCUAAUUGUAACAGAAGUAGGGCCCAUGUGAAUCAACGGGAGAUAUCCUCUGCUAGGGUU